AGUUCCUGUCCUGUGGGUUUUCUCUUUGCAGCAUUUGGCUGAAACACGUUAAAAAGGCAGAAUUAUCUGGCUUACAAAUGAGGAUGAAACACACUUUAUAUUAUGUACUGGACAUACUGAUGUAAAAUGUUCAACAUUUACUUUAGUUUGGAUCAUCUUCGUCUGCUGUGGACAUGCUCAAGUUUCCAACAAGGUUUUUGUGACUCGACAGCCAAACUGGCCUCAGAUGUUCAGUGGUGAGUCGAUCACUCUGACAUGUGAGGUCCAGGGAGGAGAAACCACUGAGUGGACGUACGAAUGGAGGAGAGAUGGGUCGUUCAUACACAGGACACAGAAAAAAAACUUGACUUUCAGUGUUUCUGAGUCCAACGGAGGAGAUUACAGGUGUCUGGGUUUUCUCAAAGAUGACUGGUUUUCUUCGACAGAGUGGAGUGAACCCAUCUCACUGUCAGUGUUACGUAAACCAAAGGCCCAUCUGACUACGGGCAGCACAGAGCUGCCAGUAGGAGGCAACGUGAUACUAACCUGCUCACUAAACACAUCGUCAUCGUCAUCAUUUAGUUUGAAAUAUUUCUGGUACCGAGGAGAAAAAUCAUCAGAGCCUGUGAGCUCACAAGAUGCUGAUUUCCUUUCAAAUGGACAAAUGAGCGUCUCAGAGGAAGGACUGUACUGGUGCAGAGGAGGAAGAGGAGAACCAGUUUACUACACGGACUACAGUGAUCACGUCAAUAUCACUAAGAACUUAUCCGUUGAGUCCAGCGGUCCAGUCGGCUCUUUGUUGCUCGUGCUGCUGGUUGUUGCUCUCCUUGGUGGAAUCAGUCUAAUUACUCUGCUGCUCUUGUUUUGGUGCAGCAGACAGAUGAAAGAUUUUCGGCACGUGAGAUUAAAUCCAUCACAGAUCUCCAAUCAGAGCUUCACCGCUAAUCAUGGAGUCAACCACAGUGAGAUGUACACCUCCCACCCUGAGGUAAACAAUCCUUCCCUCAGUUUGUCACUCGGAUCCUCAGAGGUCAACAGGAACAAUAAAUCCGACACUGUUUACUCCCUGGCUGAAUUAAAAACCUCUGGGACAAAGAGGAGUCCUCCUGAUCCAGAAGAGGGCGCUCUUUGGUCACAUGUGAAAACACAAGCUAUAGGUGAAUCCAUAGACAAUGGGUACUCUCUGCUUGAAGUGAAAAACUUUGGAACAAAGAGACUUUCUGUUGGUCCAGAAGUGAACACUGUUUACGGCAAGGUGAAAAAAGGAGCUACAGAUAAAUCCAUAAACACUGUGUACUCCCAGAUUGAAGGGAAAAAUGUUGGGAUGAUGAGUAAGAUGAAAAGAUAUUCAAUUUACAGCAUCAGAGCAGUGAUCAGAACUGUUACUAAUGUUGUUGUUUUUUGUUUUUGUUUUUUUUCCACCUCAACAGAACUUCCUGUUGAUCCAGAAGAGGUCGCUGUUUAUGCUAAUGUGAAAAAAGGAGCUAUAGAUAAAUCUAUAGACACUGCGUACUCCCUGACUGAAAUGAAAAACUUUGGGACGAUGAAGGAUCCACAUGAUCCACAAGAGGGCGCUGUUGGCUCCGACAUGAAAACAGACUGUACCGCAGCAUCUACUGAGAUUAACCAUUUGAAAAAAGCCAAGAAAAAAACAAAAGGAAAACGGAGUCGUUCAGCAGAUGCAGCAGUUUAUGCUAACGAGUCAGGAACAGCUGUGGCUAGCGAUGGUCCCAUGUCCAGAAAAGCCAAAAAGCAUUAAAACCCUCAUUGUUUAGCUGUUAUCUAAAAUAAACAGCAUCUCAAAAAUGACUUAUACUCAACUCAAUAAUUAAAUGGAAAACCUUUUUGCUAUAAAAUUUUGGAGUUUUAUAGCAAUAAAACUCCCAAAUUUCUAUUCUGUAUACCAGGUUUUCUGGUAUUUUGAGAUUUGAACUUUGGUGAUGGAUUGAUGUCUUCAAGGUUGAAAGCCCUGCUUGAUGUUUUCCUAAUGUUGACUCACUCCAAAUAUUUGUCCUAAGUCUGACUGCAAACAUCAGAACUAGAAAACAACCAAUAAAGUAUUCUCUGAUUAAAAACUCUGGAAAAACUCUUACACGCGUUUAUCUUCAAUAGGUUAGAUUACUAUUAUUAUUUCAUCUGCACAGAUUUCAAAAUCAUGUCUUAAAAAAAAAGAAAACAAUUACACUGCUGCAGCUCAUAUCCAGAUUGCUGCUGGCAGAGUCCUGACUAUCUUCGAGGAAAACAGAUUUCAGUGAACCAGUUCUUAAAUCACUUCAUCAGAUCAAUGUCUGUCAAAGGAUUUAAUUCAAACUAUUGCUGAUUGUGUAAAAGGCACUGAGUGACCUUUGGCCUCCCCACAUUGGAGAUGAUGUUCAUCUGUGUACUCACAUAUCAUCUGGUUCUGCAGAUGGGCAAAAUCUACUGGUUCUUCUCAGCCAGGUCUAAAAAUGGGCCUCAAAUUUACAUUAAUAUUUUCUUUUAUGUGAUUUAUAAAAUAUAUGAUUUUUCAUUUAAAAGUUGUAUUGUAAUGCAUUUCUCUUUACCUCUGCUCCUUUAUUUUGCUGUCACAUUGAAUUACAUUGUGUAAGAAUGAUGCUAUCCAAAUGACCUUCCUAUUGAGUGAGACUGAAGGAUUUUAUACAAUUGAACAUGAGUUGAAAAAUGUAUCAGAAUUUACAAAAACCUAAAGUGGCCAAACUCUA
Molecule: messenger RNA, 2681 nt
Organism: Xiphophorus couchianus (Monterrey platyfish)
Lineage: Eukaryota; Metazoa; Chordata; Actinopteri; Cyprinodontiformes; Poeciliidae
Product: low affinity immunoglobulin gamma Fc region receptor II-like
Exons: 17
Coding region: 227-1738 (503 amino acids)
Biological process (GO): immune response; cell surface receptor signaling pathway
Cellular component (GO): external side of plasma membrane
Molecular function (GO): transmembrane signaling receptor activity
Source: RefSeq, a predicted model, not a curated record